GCUCCAGAACAUCAUGACUCAUGAUACUGCACACCUCUGAUUGGUCAUCCCAGCAGAGGUCAGAAGAGCCAUGGGGAACCACACCACUGUCACUGAGUUUGUCCUGCUGGGGCUCUCAGAUGCCUGUGAGCUGCAGAUGCUCAUCUUCCUGGGGCUCCUCCUGACCUACCUCCUCACUCUACUGGGGAAUCUCCUCAUCGUGGUUAUCACCCUCAUGGACAGGCGCCUCCACACCCCCAUGUACUACUUCCUUCGCAACUUUGCUGUCUUGGAAGUCUGGCUAACCUCUGUCAUCUUCCCCAAGAUGCUGACCAACACCCUGACUGGAUACAAGACCAUCUCCCUCUCAGGUUGCUUUCUCCAGCUUUUUCUCUAUUUCUCGCUGGGCACCACAGAGUUCUUCCUCCUGGCAGUGAUGUCCUUUGACAGGUAUGUGGCCAUAUGCAAUCCCUUGCGUUAUGCCACCAUCAUGAGCAACAGGGUCUGUGUCCAAUUGGUUCUUUCUUCAUGGACAAUAGGAUUCCUUCUCAUGAUGAUUCCAACUUUCAUGGCAGUUCAGCUGCCAUUCUGUGGCCCCAAUGUCAUUAACCAUUUCUUCUGUGACAGCUUUCCACUCCUGGAACUCAUAUGUGCAGACACAAGUCUGAUAGAGCUUCUGAGUCUUAUUGCGGCCAAUUUCAGCUUACUGGGCACUCUGUCUGUGACAGCCACCUGCUAUGGCCACAUAUUCUACACCAUCCUGCGCAUCCCCUCAGCCAAGGAGAGACAGAAAGCCUUCUCAACAUGCUCUUCUCACAUCAUUGUUGUGUCUCUCUUCUAUGGCAGUUGCAUCUUCAUGUAUAUCCGGUCGGGCAAGGGUGGUGAGGGGGAGGACAGGAACAAGGUGGUGGCCUUACUCAAUACUGUAGUGACCCCAAUGAUUAACCCCUUCAUUUACACUCUGAGGAACAAACAGGUGAAGCAGGUGUUUAGUGACAAAAUGAGCAAGCUCCUCUUAAAAAGAUGAGCUGGACCCAUGGAACAGGGAAAAUUAUCUGCCUCUGUAAAUGCAGUUCCUGUCUGAUCUCCAUGAACUAUCCCCUCCUAGACAGUCUCUUACCGUGUGCUCUAAUCUACAAUACUUUCUCACAUGUUUCAUUAGUGACUCAUGUUAUCUUGUCAGAGUACAGAAAAGCCAGUUUACCAUUACUAUGUCUCCUAUGUCUUAACGUUUCUGAGGCUGGCCUUUGAAUUUCUCAAUCUUCCCUCAUUUUUUAUUUUUUUUUAUUUAUU
Messenger RNA from Phyllostomus discolor (pale spear-nosed bat), 1272 nucleotides. Its product is annotated as olfactory receptor 49-like. The transcript has a single exon. The record is from RefSeq and is a predicted model, not a curated record. Gene Ontology annotation, cellular component: membrane. NCBI's taxonomy places the organism in Eukaryota, Metazoa, Chordata, Mammalia, Chiroptera, Phyllostomidae. Gene Ontology annotation, molecular function: G protein-coupled receptor activity; olfactory receptor activity. The coding region runs from base 71 to 1006 and encodes 311 amino acids. Gene Ontology annotation, biological process: G protein-coupled receptor signaling pathway.